AUGAGGAUUGAAUAUGAGGACCAGCAAAUUGUAGUAGCGCCUACCCAACAUGUGAGAAGAUAUGUCCACGAUCUAGUAACAGAUGUACGUGGAUAUAGUGGUGAGAGGACCUUUCGAGAUCUGAUGUUUAUGCUAUUUGGAACGGAGUUACAUGAGAUAGCUAUAGCUAAAUUAAAUCUCAUAUGCUCUGAUGAAUAUGCAAAAUAUUCGAGAACUCGUGUAUUUAGAAGUUUCCUACAAUAUGCGAAGGCGUCAGCUUUGACGUCACACGAGUUCGUAACUUAUGUAUAUAAGUUACAGUCCAGGGCAACAUCACAAGCGGUAUGCAUAUGCAAGGAAGUAUUACCGCACACCACACACUGGAAGUACCAUGAGUGUCGCCUACAAAUUUGGAUGUUAGAGGCGGCUUUAACAAAGCGUGAGGGACAGAGUGUCUCUCCCAACCCACACUUUGAGUGGGAGGUACUUAUAACAAGAUAUGACGAUUAUGGCGCUCCAGCUUGUCUGGAGCUAACUUCAGCGAGUACCACCAGCCUAUCAGGCUCAAGUGGUAUCUAA
Messenger RNA from Acanthoscelides obtectus, 558 nucleotides. Lineage: Eukaryota; Metazoa; Arthropoda; Insecta; Coleoptera; Chrysomelidae. The record is from the annotation of a GenBank genome assembly.